This is a messenger RNA of Suncus etruscus (white-toothed pygmy shrew), 2671 nucleotides long. It is a transcript of the gene SSTR4, whose product is annotated as somatostatin receptor 4. The transcript is spliced from 2 exons. Bases 67 to 1233 code for a protein of 388 amino acids. NCBI's taxonomy places the organism in Eukaryota, Metazoa, Chordata, Mammalia, Eulipotyphla, Soricidae. Gene Ontology annotation, cellular component: neuron projection; membrane. Gene Ontology annotation, biological process: neuropeptide signaling pathway; cellular response to glucocorticoid stimulus. The record is from RefSeq and is a predicted model, not a curated record. Gene Ontology annotation, molecular function: neuropeptide binding; somatostatin receptor activity.
CCCUAGAUCUGCACCUGCCCUGCCGCUUGGCUCCGGCUCCUGCAGCCCGCCGAGAGGCCUCUGGCCAUGAGCCGCGGCCCGACGCUGGCCCCCUGGGGCGAGGAAGGGCUGGACAUCGACCGGCCCUUGGAGACCAAUGCCAGCCUGGCCCCGCAGGACCAGCAAGAGCCGGAGGCAGGGUCCGAGGGCGAAGGGGAGGCUGGCAUGAUCGCCAUCCAGUGCAUUUAUGCGCUCGUGUGCCUCGUGGGACUGGUAGGCAACGCCCUGGUCAUCUUCGUGAUUCUGCGCUAUGCCAAGAUGAAAACCGCCACCAACAUCUACUUGCUCAACCUGGCCGUGGCAGACGAGCUCUUCAUGCUCAGCGUGCCCUUCGUGGCUUCGUCGGCCGCCCUGCGCCACUGGCCCUUUGGCUCGGUUCUCUGCCGCGCAGUGCUCAGCGUGGACGGCCUGAACAUGUUCACCAGCGUCUUCUGCCUCACGGUGCUCAGUGUGGACCGCUAUGUGGCCGUGGUGCACCCGCUGCGCGCUGCCACUUAUCGGAGGCCCCGAGUGGCCAAGCUCAUCAACCUGGGCGUGUGGCUGGCGUCCUUGCUGGUCACUCUGCCCAUUGCCAUCUUCGCCGACACCAGGCCGGCUCGGGGUGGCCAGGCCGUGGCUUGCAACCUGCACUGGCCACACCCGGCCUGGUCUGCUGUCUUCGUUGUCUACACUUUCCUGCUGGGCUUCCUGCUGCCCGUCCUCGCCAUCGGCCUGUGUUACCUGCUGAUCGUGGGCAAGAUGCGAGCCGUGGCCCUGAGGGCGGGCUGGCAGCAACGAAGGCGAUCGGAGAAGAAAAUCACGCGGCUGGUGCUCAUGGUGGUGGCCGUAUUCGUGCUCUGCUGGAUGCCUUUCUAUGUGGUGCAGCUGCUGAACUUGUUUGUGACCAGCCUGAACGCCAUCAUCAACCAUGUGUCCCUCAUCCUCAGCUACGCCAACAGCUGCGCCAAUCCCAUCCUCUAUGGUUUCCUCUCUGACAACUUCCGCCGUUCUUUCCAGAGGGUUCUGUGCCUGCGCUGCUGCUUCCAGGACGAGGGUGGAGGUGCAGAGGAGGAGCCCCUCGACUACUAUGCCACUGCUUUCAAGACCAGAGCUGGGGCAGGGUGCAUGUGCCCCCCAAUACCCUACCAGCAGGAGCCCGUGGCGCCACAAGCCAGCCAAAAGCAGGUCCCCCUGACUAAAACUACCACCUUCUGAGGAGUCUUCUCAACACCCGCGUGACCACCCGCUAGUAUGCUGCUUCCCUGGAUGCACCUCACAAACACAGAUUGUGCCCCCCACAGCCAACGCCUUCCUUAUUCCUCCUAGCCUGUGUAUUGAGGCUUCUCUGUGUGUCCCUUUCCCCAGGACUGGCUUUCAGAAGGUCGACUUUGGGAAAGAGGAUAGAACUCUGAGAACAGAACGUCUGGCUAUAUUUUUCCAGAAAGAGGAAAGACUGGCCAUUUGCAUGUGUCUUGCUCCGGCCAGUCUAAACAGAAGAUUAUUUAGAGGCAUCCUUGCUCUCAGCUUUGUUUUGAAGUAGGGACAGAGCAGCUAUGGAAAGAGAAGAGAAGAAGAUGCUUGCAAACAUAUGCCCUUCCCUUCUUUUUCUGGGCUUUUUUCUAUGUGUGAUGUGUAUGGUACUUCCUGGGGUGCCAGCUUUGUGACCCCAAAACUCCUGCUUGCUUGUGUAACAAGUGAUCCUGCUUCUCCUGCGCUGUUCACCUCUUGCUUCUGUUGCUGUCUCCCUGUGAGCACAAAAGAUUUGAAGAAAUGUGACAUGUUGUAAGGUUUGCUGUGAAGCCUAAAACCAGAUUCUUCUUCAAUGUUGCUGAUCUUGAGAGCCCAUGUGACACUACUGAGCAAGAGAGAAGAGGGGGAGAUACUACCAGUAUUACUUCCCCCACAGUCACAGUUCUUGGACACACGCCAAUUUUCUUUCACUUUGGCCUGCUGAAAGCCCAAAGGGUGCUUUGAGUAGCACACUCUUCCUCUAAGUGAUUUUUCAGGGAGCACAAUGGAAGAGAUCUUGGCACCCAGAUACUAUGCUAGACCUUGUGACUAGGAAUAUCAGAUCUUUACAGCAGGAUUUUAUAACUCUUAAAGGUUAUCUUCUCCCCCAUGCCAACAUCUCCCUCUUGAAACUCCACUUAUGCUCCAAUAUUCACUGUGACUGAGAUGGACAAUUUUUCUUUCAAUUUUUCUUCCAUUUUGCCUUAAAAUAACCUUCGCACUCUCUAUGUGACCUUAAACUUGCCCUCAAGAUACUGAAGAUUGCAACAUACCAUUUUUCUCUAGUCACUUGUUAUUCACUAAUUUACUGGCAAUGAAGCUGACAGGUAUUCGGUACCUGCUGUGUGCUAGGAAAUCCCUGGCUCACCUUGUCUAAUCCUCAUGGAAACUAUGAGGCAACACUUUUAGUAGCCAGUCUUACAACUGUAAAGGAGUUGGGUGAUACAUAUUCACAGUGAUCACUGGUGUAAAGGGAGGGUGCAAAUAUGACAUUCCAUAUAUGUGACACUCCACAUUAACCUUGCAGGAUAUGUGCUGGAGAAUCUUGAAGAUCUCUUCCUAUGUAAAUAACUUUACAAAUGGCUGUUACCCUCCCCAAAUAGUCUUAUUACUUCAACAGAAUAUUAGCAUGCUCUUGUCAAAA